AUGGCGCGACGGCCACUUAACCCAUGGAUCGCAGACUUUGUCAAAAAUGAGAUUGAGGCGGUCCUUGCCUGGGCGGAUAGGAAGAAGGUCAAAAGCUUCGUCAAGCUCGAGAAUGAUGGCCGAUUCAGUGACGAUGGAAGCAACUUCAGAAAUGCCGUGUCUUCGCUUGAGCCUGAGAAAGACCAACUUCAACUGAUCAAGGUCCUAGCCGCAGGGAAUACCGUGAAUGCGGUCCUCUCGGACGGGCAGACUUGCAUCAAGGCUCGCUUGUCUGACAAUGCUGUUGAGAUAUUUGAAUCAGCCUUGGACGAUGGCGAGCAGCUCGAUCUCGAAGUCACCGGAGACGUUAUCAGGCUCAAGUCCUUCACCAUUGUCACUACCGCAUUUGGUUCAGAAGAGGACUACAUUCAACUCACAGUGGAGGACAUUGACUAUUGUCACCACCUGCGUAAACUCGUCGGUGAUCCGGUCUCAGUUGAGAAGGAUCCUCGGAUUCGGCCUCUCAUCGAUCGGGUCAUCAAGUCUCUCGUUCCCGCCGACCCGAUUGAAGAAUGGGACGCCGACCAGGAGAGUAUUCAUUCUCAGGUGGAAAGCCCUGGGAUAGGUAGUCAGGCUUCAAUCAACGUUCCGAGGAGCUCUCCGCCCAUGGAGCCAGAGACACAGCUGCAAGGAAUUGAGACCAGUGUGCGUUCCAGUCAGCACAUCCAAGAUUCGGCGGCAUCGAGAAGAUCGGCACUCAGGUUGCAGAAGCGAUCGGCAGCAGAAGCAGGGCUUGAGAACGACGGUUUCGAGAUGCAGUCCGGUGUCAACCUCGACCGACCCGUGAUAGCUCUACGCAAGCCGGAUACCAAAAUCGGUGCGAAGCUGCUUGGUCUGCUGGGAAGUAAAUGUGCCGAGCCUGAGACGGUCGCGGAGACUCCAGCAAGAUUUGUGCCACAUUCUAACCAGGAGCGGUACGCGCAGCUGCACGUCGUGCCCGAGACAUUCGUGGAAACGCCGCGCGGAAAAGGUGAUUUCGAUCGAACGGAGCAAGUCGACCCCCCUUCGAGCCCACCAGUCCAUGUCAUAAACGGCUCUAUCGACACUGGCGUCAAUUCUUUGGGACAGGCGCAGAGUGGAACUUCUUCUGAAGUGUGCCAUACAACGCGACCAAAGAUCGCCUACGGACGCCGGAAAAUCCCAGCAAACCAGAAGAAAUUACUUGACCUUGCUUCUUCAUGGCUGCCAUCGCUUCCUGGCCAAACCUUCCCGAAGCCGAAUGUGCCGAUCGAAAUACUCAAAAAAUGGAAUGCGACGCCGGCCGUCCCUCGUGUGGCAACUCCCAGAAAGAUGGUUGCUACAAGAUCUCGCUCAGGAUCUGCUACGCCGACAGAGGAGGCCUCACAUGGCCCAAGUCUGCCGCAAUCAGCAGAGCAGGCAUUCGAAGAGGACGAAGAUGAUGACGAAGAUGAGGCCCAGGAUGAGGACGAUGACGACGACAUUCCCGCAUCACAAUGGCCUUCUUCCGCGCCCGAAAAUCCGAGUGCUCCCCCCGUCAGCUCAUUGGGAGAUGUCAUACACGACGACCUUUCUGUCAGUCCUUCAAAGACGCCGAACCUACCGCCGGACAGCUCAUUGGGAAGUCUCGUUGUCAGUCCUCCAAAGGCCGCACCAGUCAAUAGGGCUCAUCCCAAGGCUCCAGCGGACUUACGCAACCGCUUACCUGUGCGGCCAAAUGUGCCGCUGCCUUCGGGGCCAUCAUUCCCGCCAUCGAGAGGCGGGGAGGAUCAAACGGUGCGCCCACAUGCUUCGUUGUCGCAACGGUCGAUUCCCACCGGUCCGCGCAAUCCGUCUCACUAUCGUGGUGACUUCUCCCCAAGCGGGCAUCCGUACCACGAGCCACGAAGAAGCGAAUCGCUACACUCCCAGCACUCUCAACGUGGAAUUGGAGCAGCUCCUCGGGAGGCUCACGCAUAUCGUCCGACAUUCGGCUCAUCCCGCCCGGUAUCUGCUGCUUCUUCACAUGAAGCAUCAUUGGCUCUCGCAGAAGCCUCUCCGAUGGCCAUUCGAAUAUCGCCACAGCACUCCGUCGGCAAAUCGCCAAAGCGUCGCCGAGUGCCAUUCAAGCGUCAUCCCAGCGCUCAGUGGACCGGUCGAUACAGUCAGCGGCGAAGACCUUUCAAAUCGUCCUGCGGCCGAGAGGCAGAUCCGUCUUGCUCCAGGAUCCGAACAGCAGAGAUCGAAUGUCAAGUCCGCAAAUGGACAAUCAUUUGA
Messenger RNA from Zymoseptoria tritici IPO323, 2253 nucleotides. RefSeq lists its product as uncharacterized. Gene Ontology annotation, cellular component: telomerase holoenzyme complex; chromosome, telomeric region. The transcript is spliced from 5 exons. The coding region runs from base 1 to 2253 and encodes 750 amino acids. Lineage: Eukaryota; Fungi; Ascomycota; Dothideomycetes; Mycosphaerellales; Mycosphaerellaceae. Gene Ontology annotation, biological process: telomere maintenance via telomerase. The record is from RefSeq and is a predicted model, not a curated record. Gene Ontology annotation, molecular function: telomeric repeat DNA binding.